AUGUCUCCACCCAAAGGAAUGCGAUGGCGAUCGCACCCGUUAUUCGUCGUCUUCACGGUGGGCAUGGGUGCAUUCGUGGAUCUGUUCCUGUACGGACUUAUCGUACCAGUACUCCCAUUUUUGCUCAAAGACCGCAUUGGACUUCCAGAUUCCCAGAUCCAAAGCACGAUAUCAAACCUUCUAGCGGUCUAUGCGGCGGCUUCGUGUGCGGCAUCACCAAUCGCCGGCAUCCUCGCGGACAGAUUCUCUUCAUCUCGACAGCUACCGUUCCUCCUCGGGCUCAUCCUACUUCUACUUUCGACUAUCCUUCUCGCGCUUGGGCGUAGCGUUGCUGUUUUGGCCAUUGCGCGGUUCCUGCAGGGAGCAUCGGGAGGCGUGGUAUGGACCAUCGGCAUUGCUAUCGUGAUCGAGACCGUAGGCCAGGAAAAUUUAGGCAAGACUAUGGGCACCAUAUUUAGCUUUAUCUCAGUUGCCGGACUCUUCUCGCCUCUCAUCGGAGGGCUCCUCUAUGCCAGAACUGGAUAUAAAGGCGUCUUUGGCGUAGGCAUAGGCUUGAUUGUCAUAGACUUCAUCUUGAGAGUGCUCAUGGUGGAGAAGAAGGUGGCCGCGAAGUACCCUGGUCCUGACUCACAUGCCUCAGAAUCCGACGGUGAAAACGACCACGAGGACACAGAACAAACACCUCUUCUAUCAAACAGCCGCACUACGCUUGACCGCUAUCGCCUACCCAAACCCACGAAUCGCUUCACACGCAACUUUCCCAUCCUCAUGCUGUUCCGUGACGCGGGUCUGUUGACGGCUAUCUGGAUCGGCUUCAUGCAGGCCCUUCUGCUUGGUUCUUUCGACGCUACCGUACCGCUGGUGGCUUCGGAGCAAUUCGGCUUCAACAGUCUAAAAGCUGGAUUGCUCUUUCUACCACUUGGCGGCGCGGACUUUUUACUGGGUCCACUCUUUGGGUGGUGCGUCGACCGCUAUGGUACAAAGCUAGCAUCCUUCCUUGGGUUUACUUGGCUGAUACCAACGCUUGUAUUACUCCGGCUUCCGAACGAGUCAGGUCUCAUCGAGAAGCUAGACAAUGGACAUCUUAUCGCACUCUAUGCCGGACUAUUAGCGAUGAAUGGAGUAGGUCUGGCAGCUAUCAACAGCCCUAGUAUUGUCGAGGCUGGGAACGUCGUCGAAAACUACUACAAAGCGAAUGAAGACAUGUUCCACCAGGUUCCGUACGCUCAGCUCUACGGCAUCAACAGCAUGGUUUGGAGCGGUGGAUUGACUGUAGGCCCAUUGCUGGCAGGGGCUCUACGAGAAAAGAUUGGGUACGGAAAUAUGAAUGCAGUGCUUGGGGGUAUUUGUGGGCUUACAGCGAUUUUGGCAGCACUCUUCAUUGGUGGCAGAAAGAAAGAUUGA
Messenger RNA from Alternaria atra, 1404 nucleotides. RefSeq lists its product as uncharacterized. Gene Ontology annotation, biological process: transmembrane transport. Bases 1 to 1404 code for a protein of 467 amino acids. Lineage: Eukaryota; Fungi; Ascomycota; Dothideomycetes; Pleosporales; Pleosporaceae. The record is from RefSeq and is a predicted model, not a curated record. The transcript has a single exon. Gene Ontology annotation, molecular function: transmembrane transporter activity.